AAAUGGAGGAGUAAAUAUUCAAGAUAGUAAUUAUUGGUAAUAGUGCUGUUGGGAAAUCAUCUUUAUUGAUUCGAUAUUGUGAUGAUACUUUUAGAGAUAUUUAUUUAAGCACAAUAGGAGUUGACUUUCGAUUUAAAACAAUAAAGUUAGAUGGAUAAGGAAUAAAGUUACAAAUAUGGGAUACUGCAGGUUAAGAGAGAUUUAGAAACAUUACAAAUUCAUAUUAUAAAGGUAUAUAUUUAUAAUAUUAAAUAUAGGUGCUUAAGGUAUAGUAAUUGUGUAUGAUGUGACAAAUGCAAAAUCUUUUGAAGAUGUAACUAAAUAUUGGAUGGCAGAAUUAUCUCAUUAUGCAGAUUAAAAUGUAAAGUUGAUGUUAUUGGGAAAUAAAAUAGAUAUGGCAACAGAAGAGACUAGAUAAGUAAGUUAAGAAAUGGCUGAACAAUUAGCUAAAGAAUUCAAUAUGUAACAUCAUGUUGUAAGUGCAAAGACAGCUGAAUAAGUAUUAAUACAAAAUAUUAAUUAACAGGUUGAGAAUGCAUUUAUAAAUUUGGCAAGAUCUAUAUAUAAUGAGAAAUCAUUAAGAGAGAUGAUUCAUCCAUAAUAAUAAUAAUUGACUAGUAAAAAAAAUAAAGAUGAAAAGUAAAAGGUAUGUUGUUGA
Paramecium primaurelia is the source of this 658-nucleotide messenger RNA. The record is from the annotation of a GenBank genome assembly. NCBI's taxonomy places the organism in Eukaryota, Ciliophora, Oligohymenophorea, Peniculida, Parameciidae.